AUGUCCGACACACAACAACCGCCUCCUCUCGCCAUGUCAGGGAGCCGCCCUCCACCCGCUGACUAUGACAUGACGGGCUUGCAACGAGCAAAGAUGAUCUGGGAGGGCAACUUUUGCGGACCACUCGCUGAGUGGCCUGCUGAUCAGCCCAAGAUAGAGAACAUCAAAGCUGUACUUGCUCCAUGCCUGCGACAGUUAUCCGGCUAUCCUCCGGACAAACACAUCACCAACCUGGACGAAUGUCUCGACGUUACAUUCUUCGCCCAGGGAGCAUGGAACAAGGUCUUUCUGGUCCUGGAUAAGACUGCAACACCGGUCCGCGAGCUCAUCUUCCGUGUGUCUCUCCCUGUCUACCCCUGGUACAAGACAGAGGCCGAGGUGGCUACCCUCAAGUUCGUCACAGCACACACCGCCAUCCCAGCGCCGCAUGUCUAUGCAUACGACUCGUCUGCAGACAACCCUAUAGGCUAUGAGUGGAUCCUCAUGCAGCGUAUGCCUGGUGUCCCAUACGACUCUGUCCAAGACGGCAUCAGCCAGGCCGACAACCUCGCGAUGGCCCGUGAGCUCGCUGGAUGGGCUGACCAGCUCUCGCGGCACCGUUUUGACUCAGUUGGCAGUCUGUACACCCACCGCAACAACAAUAACUGUGUGAACGAUGGCGACGGAGCUACGGCCACAAUGGAGCAUGAAAACACACUGCCCAACGGCCUGAACAUAGGCCGUCCCAUUCUCCAGCAGUUCAUGUCCGACUGGCGCCACAGCUACCGCCACUGGCGAGGUCCCUUCCGCGAUCUCCACUCUUACAUCCGGUCCCUGCUCGACUGCCAGGCCAAUGAGCUCCUCGAUCCCCGCCAGCGCAUUAGGUAUGCCAUCGAUAUCCGACGGAAUCAGCUCCUAGACGUCAAGGGCAGCAAGAACAACGGCCAAGACAACGUCGCCUCUGCCCAGUUUGACGAGCAGGUCCAGCAGCUCGAAGCGAAGUACAAGGACCUGGUGUCGUCGAGCACAGCCGCGGACGACUCGGCAGUAGACUUCGAGACCUGCCGCUACCAGUACGCCGUUCCGCGGUACUGGGGGUACAUGACGCCCACUAACAACGACGCCUUCGCGCGACAAGUGCUACUGACCCGGCUCGGCGCCCUCGUUGAUACCCUCCCCGACGCCGAGCUGGGCAAGGAGGAUGCGGUCUUGCAUCACUGGGACAUGUCUGGGACCAAUAUCCUUGUCGACCCGCUCCCGCCCCACCGCGUCACGGCGCUCGUCGACUGGGAGCAGCUGCACACCGUGCCGCUCGCCCUCGUGGGUUCCCGAUAUCCAGCCGUCAUGCAGCGCGGCCUUGCCGGCUUGCCAGACAUGGAGGCGGCGCCCGCCCCCGAGGAAUGGCAGCUGCUCGGAGACGAGUGGGACAAGCAACAGAUGCGAGAAGAAUUUGACCAGGAGCUCCGCCGGCUAGAGUCCCCCUGGGCCCGAGUGGCCCUUGAUAGCGUCGACGAGGUACCCCGGCCGCCUGCUGCCGGUGCACAAGACUUCUGCCCUUGGUGCGGACAGGUCCAUGAGAUCAGCCCCCAUGGCAUCGCGAUGGACAUCGUGGGGCUGGCCCAGGGCCGCGGGGAGUGCUGCUGCGGUGCCCUGGAGAAGCUGGAGAAGGCAGUUGCGGAGGAGGGCCAGGGCAAGGCCGACGGUAACUGA
Thyridium curvatum is the source of this 1689-nucleotide messenger RNA. RefSeq lists its product as uncharacterized. The transcript has a single exon. NCBI's taxonomy places the organism in Eukaryota, Fungi, Ascomycota, Sordariomycetes, Thyridiales, Thyridiaceae. The record is from RefSeq and is a predicted model, not a curated record. The coding region runs from base 1 to 1689 and encodes 562 amino acids.